CAGAAGUGGAUAAAUUUGAGAUACAAAAGAUUAUUACGCAAUGUGAUUAAUGGGUGAGUCAGUGAUUAAUACGUAAUAGAUUUAUGAAACCAACAUCCUACACUGUUUAACAACCAGAUGAAGAAAUCAAACUGAAAAAGAGGAGGAAAAUGGUGUAUGAUAAAAUCUCACAAAUGCAAACUCUGACAGAUCUCUACAUCGAUUAGCGUGCCGCCGUUCCUUCCUCCAUUCCGUCGCUGUCUUCCUCCGCCUUUCUGUACGCAACUCAGUGGCUAAUUUGAUUGGCAGAGCGAGAAUCAGGUGGGCAAGAAAAUGGCUACUGAUAAAGGUGCCGUGAUCGAGCACAGAUCCUACGCCAGGGUCGGGCUACUGGGCAACCCGAGCGAUGUGUACAAUGGGCGCACGAUAUCAUUCAGCCUGGGCAAUUUCUGGGCUUAUGUUAGAUUAGAGCCUUCGGGAAAUCUCUCGAUCCUUCCUCACCCAGCUCACGAUCUAGUCCAAUUCAAUUCUCUUCCUCAUUUAGUUGAUCGGUUGCAAACUGAUGGUUACUAUGGAGGGGUACGUCUGCUCAUGGCUAUUUGCAAAAUUUUCCACAAUUAUUGCAAAGAAAAUGGCAUCAGUUUACAUGAGGGGAACUUUACACUGUCUUACGAUACUAACAUUCCCCGCCAGACAGGGCUUUCUGGUUCAAGUGCCAUUGUCUGUGCUGCUCUUAGCUGCCUUCUUGAUUUCUACCAAGUCAGGCACCUGAUAAAAGUCGAAGUUCGUCCAAACCUUAUCCUCAAUGCAGAGAAGGAACUAGGAAUUGUUGCUGGUCUUCAAGAUAGAGUAGCUCAAGUUUAUGGAGGCCUUGUCUAUAUGGAUUUUAACAAAAAACACAUGGAAGAAUUUGGGCAUGGUGAAUAUAUAGCUAUGGACGUGGAUCUUCUGCCACCACUCUACCUUAUCUAUGCUGAAAACCCUAGUGAUUCUGGCAAGGUUCAUAGUACGGUUAGACAACGAUGGUUAAAUGGUGACGAAUUCAUUAUAUCAUCAAUGGAGGAAGUUGCGAGCAUUGCAUUGGAAGGAAGAACAGCAUUGCUCGAAAAGGAUUAUACAAAAUUUGCAAGCCUCAUGAACCGUAACUUUGACCUGCGGAGGUAAGUGUAUCAGUAUGA
Molecule: messenger RNA, 1157 nt
Organism: Striga asiatica
Lineage: Eukaryota; Viridiplantae; Streptophyta; Magnoliopsida; Lamiales; Orobanchaceae
Source: the annotation of a GenBank genome assembly